Molecule: messenger RNA, 1231 nt
Organism: Racocetra fulgida
Lineage: Eukaryota; Fungi; Glomeromycota; Glomeromycetes; Diversisporales; Gigasporaceae
Source: the annotation of a GenBank genome assembly
UAUUCGGAAAUAGGAAAUGAUGUUGUUAAACGACUUGAUGGAAUGUAUUCCUUUGUCCUUUUUGAUUCAAAUCGAAAUCGGUUUAUUGCAGCACGUGAUCCUAUCGGCAUCACUACCCUUUACCAAGGCUGGUCGUCAAGGUCUCCCGGCACUGUCUAUUUCGCUUCUGAGUUAAAAGCUCUUCAAGAUGAUUGUGAUAAAAUCAUCUCAUUUCCUCCGGGCCAUAUAUAUAACUCGGAAAUUGGUGGGACGACGAGAUACUACCAACCUAUAUGGUGGAAUAGUGAUUUCAUACCAACUACUUCAAUCGAUUACACCUUAUUAAGGAAAACUUUGGAGAGAGCUGUUGUAAAGAGAUUAAUGAGUGAUGUUCCAUUUGGUGUCUUAUUGAGUGGUGGCUUAGAUUCCAGUUUAAUCGCUGCGAUUGCAACAAGAGAAGCUGCUAAAUUAGCUGCUUCUCAAGACGGUCUCGAAGAUGAUGAGCUCGAUGAACAUUUAAUUGCUGCACGUUCGGUUGCUGAAUUUCUUGGCACUGAUCAUCAUGAAUAUACCUUCACUAUUCAAGAAGGUCUUGAUGCAAUUCAUGACGUCAUAUAUCAUUUAGAAACUUAUGAUGUAACAACUAUUAGAGCUAGUACUCCAAUGUAUUUAUUUGCUCCAUCUGCUGUUGAUUUUCACAAGGAAACUGUUGAUCGUGUAAAGAACUUGCACACUUCUGAUUGUUUACGUGCCAAUAAAUCGACAAUGGCUUGGGGUCUUGAGGCUCGAGUACCAUUCUUGGAUAAAGAUUUCCUUGAUGUUGUUAUGACUAUUGAUUCUGAAGAAAAGAUGCCUAAAGAUGGAAAAAUGGAAAAAUACAUCCUUCGUAAAGCAUUUGAUGUUUCAACAACCGGUGAUUCUCAUCCUUAUCUACCCGAUUCGAUUCUCUGGCGUCAGAAGGAACAAUUUUCUGAUGGUGUGGGAUACAGCUGGAUUGAUACUCUUCGUGACAUUAGUGAAAAAUCCGUUACAGAUGACCAAUUAGCAAAUGCUGCUAAACGUUGGUCUAAAGAUCCUCCACAAACUAAAGAAGCCUAUUGGUAUAGAGAACAAUUUGAAAGUUUAUUCCCAGGUGAAUAUUGUACCGAAAGAUGUCCUGAAGAUCCAUCUGGUCGUGCCCAGAGUGCUCAUAAUUCUUCUUAUAAUCAAAAUGAUUUGGUUCGACUCCAACCUCGUGAAAAUAUUUCCGAGG